Molecule: messenger RNA, 6301 nt
Organism: Eubalaena glacialis (North Atlantic right whale)
Lineage: Eukaryota; Metazoa; Chordata; Mammalia; Artiodactyla; Balaenidae
Gene: SYNJ2BP
Product: synaptojanin 2 binding protein
Exons: 7
Coding region: 715-1152 (145 amino acids)
Molecular function (GO): protein binding
Source: RefSeq, a predicted model, not a curated record
CCUGUCUGGAAGGGCACUGCACUGGGAGGCCAAGGAAAGGAGGUCAGUCAAGGACCUUACUCCUCGGGAGGGACCCAGAGCCACUGAGAUUCGGGAGGCUACGCUGGCCUGUUUGGCUGGGCAUCCAAGCGGGUCGGAGAGUUCAGUCAUGUUCGCCCACGCGGUGAAGCGCAAGACUAAGACCCUUCGCUACUAAGUUCCCAUGUUGUUGCUGAUUGUUGGAGGUUCUUUUGGUCUUCGUGAGUUUUCACAAAUCCGUUAUGAUGCUGCGAAGAUUAAAAUAUAGGGAAGCCCUUCCCAUGAAGUUACUCAUGACUUAAAGCAAUUUGGUAAAUUAUACUUCUGUGAGUCUGGCUACGUGGCAACAAGUCUCCCCCAGUAUACCAGGUCCAUACUGGUUUUCAGGCUUAUUCUCCUGAAUUCCUCAGGGAAUGAGAUCUUUCUUAUACAAGACUUGGAUCCAGGACUUGGAACUUGGGAUUAUUUCCAACUCGGUAUCCAUGCCCCAAAUCAAGGUGAGAUAACGCUUCAGAGCGGCAGCCAGAACCACGACUCCCAGCAUUCCUGGCGCUCGCCGCUCUCCUGGCUUCCUCUUCCGGUUCGGGGGCUACUGAAACCGAAAGUGCGGUGCUGUGGCCGCCGCCGGGGUGAUUUUCACCUUCGCCUGCGCGAACCCUCGCUGACCCAGGUUGGGAAGCCAGACAAGAGUAAAAUAUGAACGGAAGAGUGGAUUACUUGCUUACUGAGGAGGAGAUCAAUCUCACUAGAGGACCCUCAGGGCUGGGCUUCAACAUCGUCGGUGGCACAGAUCAGCAGUAUGUCUCCAAUGACAGUGGCAUCUUCGUCAGCCGCAUCAAAGAGAACGGGGCUGCAGCCCUGGAUGGGCGGCUCCAGGAGGGUGAUAAGAUCCUCUCGGUAAAUGGCCAAGACCUAAAGAACCUGCUGCACCAGGAUGCUGUAGACCUCUUUCGUAAUGCAGGCUAUGCUGUGUCCCUGAGAGUGCAGCACAGGUUACAGGUGCAGAAUGGGCCUAUAGGACAUCACGGUGAAGGGGAGCCAAGUGGUAUUCCCAUAACUGUGGUGGUGGUGCCAGUGUUUGCCCUCAUCAUGGUAGCAGCCUGGGCCUUCAUGAGAUACCGGCAACGACUUUGAAAAGCUUGCUUUCUUCUAGUGCUCCCAAAGAAGAAGAUACAUUUCUCUCUUUCUCUCACCCUCCUCCCCUGCCAUUCUCCUAUAACUUUCCCUCUCUCUACAUAGCCAACACACAAUUUAAAGGGACUGCUACCCAACCAGAACCUUGCUGCUCGAAAUCUCUAAAUCCUCAUAUUCUCGUGGGAGAGUAAAGGCAUUGUUUGAAGGAAAGCUGAAAGAAGGACUUGCUUAGAACAAAUGAAGAGUUAUAUAUUUUACUAGGACCACCAAUAGAAGUUCAGCUGCAACCCAGAGAGGAAGAGGUCCAGUCUUCCCAUCACCAUGCGUGAUUCCUUUUUUCUUACCUGGCAUGUGUCAAAGAUCAGCUGUAAUAAGAGGAAGAAAGGAUUUUUCUCUUUAAUGAUCUUCGUUGGGAAGUUUUUGUGGCCUUUAUUUAAUUUCUAACUACCUACUUGGGCACCUACUUUGUAUCAAACAAAGGUGAAUGAGAAGAGAAUUUCUACUUUUUUAAAAAAGCAAAUAUAUAUAUACACACACACACACACACACACACACAUACGUAUUCAUAUAUGAUAGUAUAAUAGUGAUGCCUUAUGGAGAAUUAAAGAGGUAGAAAGCAACUCUGGUUUCUGGGUUUCUGAUGUAAGAAUUAAGGGAUAAUCUCAAUUGAAGAAUUCGAUACAUAGCGGGAGUGAGAGAGUGAGCCUUAAGAGAGGAUGCAACUAAUUAAAAAUCUUAGAACAAUAUUUCUUCUCAUAAUAGCUGUGGUGAAGUUGAGGUAAAAUGCCAUAAUCCAGCUUCGUGCAAGUCAGUCUGUUUAAAAAACUCGGGAGAUGUAAAUAUAAACCUUACUAAUCUCUGGGCUACCCUAGUGACUGUUUUGGUACCUUACAGACCUGUUAAAGGAUCAGCUGGAAUGACUGUGGUCAGAGCUAUAACUAUGGCGAUGGGGCCAAACCAACCCAGUGAAAAAACUCAGGCUGUCUACCAGUCUUUCCUGUUUCUCCUAACAGGCAAAAUCUGAGAAAGGAGCUGCUCCCAGCAGGAUGGGCAUGAAAUCAGCUCUGCUUCAAUCCAGUUAAGUUGAAAGGGUUUGGAUUGCUACUGUUUUUUGAGAGGUUCUGAACGCUGGUUAUGGCUUUUAAUGAAUAAAUCAUUUUGCGGGGAAGGGGAAGAAAAGAGUUUUGUUUGUUUUAGGGGCUAGGGAAGUUUGGUGGAUGUUUCAAGGGGAAACCUUAUGGAUGAAUGGAUGUUAGGGAAUACCAAGGAUAUAAAUGAGGUGGGAACCCUCCUGUUCAUGUGGUAUUGAAGGUUGGUUUUAAAGCACUAAGGAGAGCUGAACCAAGACUUAAUUUUCUGGCUUAAAGAAGAUCAUUUGCAUCCUCUAAAUAUACUGGCCAGGCUAUAGGCUUUAUAUAAUCUUGACAGCAAGAGUAUGAAGACUUUCCCUCAGGCAGUCAGUUGUGUCCAAUUUUUAGCAUGGAUGAUCUGGUAAGAAUUUUAUAAAUGUUGAUUGGACAUCAGCUUUGUUAUGACUUUUACAAAGAAGCAAAAUACAUAGCCUCCAUUCCUAAAGGGUUUUUUUUGGGUUCCAGUUGAGAAGAGAACACCUUUACACAUAAAAUAAUAUACAGUUACCUCUAUAGGCAGGGCAAUGUAAGUUAGUGUCAAAUUUAUAUUGCAAACCAAAGGGAACGGUUACUGAGAAUAGAGGCACUUGAGAAAGUUCCGUGGAGGAAGGGGACAAGUUAAGGACCCUUGAGGAGCUCACAGUCAAGAGAAUUCAUAAAUAGAUGAGAAGUUAAAAGUAUAUCAUCAGGUUAAGUAAUAGUUGAGAACAAUAAUAAAAGAAAUGGUACUUUUCAGAGUAUGAUGCAGCUACAAAGACGUGCAGACACAUUUUCUUUUUUCUUUUUUUUUUUUUUUAGGAAUUCAGAAAAAGCUGUCACAUAAUGGCAUCAGGCCAGAGUGGAAAGGGAAGGCUUUUAAAAAUAAAAACCCCAGUUAAGACCUUGCCUCUGGGUCACCUAUUGGCAUAAGAAGAAACUUGCUGUAAACAAUCCUAAGAGGAUUUCUGACUUCAGACCUGAACUGUUCAGUACCUCUGAGACUCACUUAGACAACUGCAUUCAUAGGUUCCAUGGAGAAACAAAACCCUAACAGUAUUCCAGUUCUGACCUCAACCAGCCCCUCUGUGGAGGCACAACCUCGGGUGCCCUCCCUGUAUCUGGAGGAAUGUGCAGCAGCUUCUGCAAUGGGCCUGCUUUCCUCCCAGGAUUCCUUUCGGGGUUUGGACAUUAACUCCUGAGAGGACCUUGAGACAUACAAAAGGAAGCAAAUGGCAAGCAGGAAGGAAAGCUAUUUUGUUUUUUGUUUGUUGGUAUAUGUAAAUAAAAACACCUAUCCUAUCCCAUCAUUGGUAGAGGUUUUGCUUUGGUUGAUAAUAGGGAUUCCAAUGCACUUUAAUAAUUCAGGUUUUCUCUGGAAUUAAAUAGCAUUUAAAGAUCAAUAUAGUAAAGGUUUAGGCAAGUAUGCUACUUCAAUUAUAUUCUUAUUUCUGAUUCUCUAGAAAAUUAAAUUAUUAUGAUGAAGUAUUGGAGCCCAUUGUAGGUCAUUACAAAAUUCAUCCUAUUUAUAGAUUGAAUCUAACAUUUCUAUCACUUUAUCGAUUGUAGCUAAUAUUCUUCCCACCUAAAUUACUAUGUUCAAAGUUUUAAAAAUUGAAUGAAAAUCUUUUUUAAGACAUUUACUCAAAACACUUCUCUACAUUUAUCAUCCUAUAUUAUACAUACAAUUCUAAUAAGACAUUGUUUGCUUCAGUCGUCUCUCUUUUCUUUUCCUGCCAAGUUUUAACCAAUGCUAUUGAUUUAACUUAAUCACACCAUCUAGACAUGUAUAAUAGAAAAAGGAAAUUAAUACCUGUUACUACAUUCUGUGCCAGGUACUAAACUAAACCCUGAUUGGUAACACUGUUUCUUCAUGCCUCACAACUCUGAAGUCUAAAUAUUGUUAAAAAGACACUACAGAGAAUAAAUUGUUCUACUAAGAUUGCAUAGGUGGUAAUAAUAGAAUCAGGAUUUAAACUUAGGACUUCAGGUGCCACCACCAAUAUUUCCUUACUGGCAGUGGUUCUCAAAGUGAGGUCUCUGGACAAAAACAUCAGCAUUACCUGGGAACUUGUUAGGAAAGCAAAUUCUUGGGCUCUACCCUAGACCUACUGAAUCAGAAAUUGAGUAGGGCACCCAGCAAUCUGUUUUAAUACUCCUUCCAGGUGACUGAUGCACAUUAAAGUUUGAGAAUCACUGCUGUAUGCCAAUAGUCACCCUUUUCUCAGGUUAGAAUCACCCAGAGAGCUGAUAAAAAUUCUGAUGCCCAGGCUGCACCUAGAUCAAUUAAGCAGAAUCUCUAGGGGUGGGACUACAGCAGCAGUAAAACAGAGUUCAUCAUGUAAUUCCAGUGUGCAGUGUCAGAAAAAAAAAACGCUCUGGCAUUUAAACCUAGACACUAUUUAAAUUAUUGAAUUACAUACGGGCAUUGCUCCAGCCAAAAAUGAGAAUUUCACUUGGGCCUUUUUGGAGCCCAGCUCUCCAUUAGCUUCUGCCUCAAGUAUAGAUGUGGAAUAAGAAGUGGAGCAGUAUUUGGCUUCUGAUUUGCAAACUCCAGCAAAAUGUAUUAGUGAGCAUGUCAGUGUGUGCAUCUAUUAAAUUAAAACCAAAUCAUAGAACAUUGGAGCUGAAAGAUUCUAGGAUGAAUCUGUCUUAAAGAUGAGAAAAUCAAGGUUCAGAGACAUGAACUAACUUAACCCAGAUCAAAGACAGUCUGUGGCAGAGGUGCCCUUUCUGUCUCAUAUAUAUGUCUUGAAUGUAUCCACUAUAUGAACAUAGACAAAACUAUCCUUUUUAUCUCAGUCCACUUCCAUCUUCUUUCUUUGGGCCUUGAAUAAAAAUCAGAAGAACUGAUUUGACAGCUGAAGGGUAUUGCAAGCAUCAUGCAGAAUUGGGAGAUUACACAGAGUAAUCUGAGAAAGACCUUGUAUCAAAUUCAAUCAGAUGAGCUCUUCUGAGACUGAUUCCAAUAGUUCAAAACUAGAAAAGUUUUUUUUUUUUUUACAGUGGACAUUGUUUUUGUUGUGUAGAUGAGCAAUUUUUAAAAUAUUUUUUAAAAUGAAACAACAUAAGGUUCUCAACUAUGUGGGAGAGUAGAGUUCAUGUAAUUUCAUGUGAAGCCAAUAAAGAUUUUAUUCUAAUCUAUUUUAGUUGAAAUUUAUCUUUGGACAGAUGAGAGUUCUUUUCUUCAUUCAACAAAUGAGUGCCUACUAUGUGCUAGGUGCUGAAAAUACAAAUAUAAAUUAAAUAUGGUCACUCUAAUCUGAAAUAGCUCAUCAUCUGAAAGUGGGGGAGUAUUUGUUGGUGAUCUUGAUGUUAAAGUAUUUUUCUGAUAUCACCUAGAAAUAGUAGAUUGAGUUGUGAAGCUCUUUACCUCUCAUUUAUAAUAGGUUUACAGUUGGUUGCUAUCCUGGGGUAAGCCCCUUUUGCUGUUUCUCUUUUUAUCUGCAAAUCUUUUUGAGACAAGCACUAACAUCCAAAAGGGCAAUUGCUAUCAAAAGGAAGACAGUAUUUUAAGGAAUUCUCUUCUGAUCAGAACCAAGUUCUUAACAGCCAUAGUCUCUUGCCUGAUGUUGAUAUUUAUAGAGAGGCUCCAAAGCACUUGAUCUGCUUACCUGAUACACUUGAUGAUACUGUAAUAACCUAUAUGAUAAGAAAGCAUUGUUGUGUCUAAAGAAUCAACUUAUAGCAACCACUAGGUCUUGUUUCUAAAUGUUUUCCUUACUGUUCAUAUUCUCUUUCUUUUUGCAGGGGAAAAGGGGAAAGGGAGAGAGCUGAAAUGUGGUUUCAAAUGCAAGUCAAUCAUUAACAGAGUCAUUUACAAAAGAACUUUGUAUUUACUGUAAUCAUUAAAUUGCUUGACCAGUCACAGGAAAAUGGGUGAUCCUUCUUACUAGUUUGCAGAUUUGCAAAUGGAAUCACAAAAUUGAAUCCCAUUUUAAUUCUGUAUCGGCAAUGCUGAUUUGAAUAUGAGUUUCUUAUUACUGUUUUUGACGUUGAACAUUGUUUUUGUUGUGUAAAAUACAUGCGCAUUUUACCUCCAA